GCCGACGCCGAGACAGCGGGAGCCGGCGCGCGAGCUGCAGGAGCCUCGGGGACCCUGAAGCUGGCUGAGCCAUGGCGCUGCCACUGAAGCCCCCGGAAAGGGCUUCAUUCUGGGAGAUUCAGAGUCAUCUGUAAAAACGCCCUCGGAGAGCCCCCUGGCAGGAAAGGGCUUGGGGGCCUGGGCCAGGCAGGCAGGUGGCCGGGCUGCAGCGAUGGACCGUGAGCUGGCCCAGCCCAUGUCCUUGCCAAGCCUGCCAGUCUCUGGCCAUGUCCACCAUGGGCUCCUCAGUGUACAUCACAGUGGAGCUGGCCAUUGCUGUCCUAGCCAUCCUGGGCAAUGUGCUUGUGUGCUGGGCUGUGUGGCUCAACAGCAACCUGCAGAACGUCACCAACUAUUUCGUGGUGUCACUGGCGGUGGCCGACAUUGCAGUGGGUGUGCUGGCCAUUCCUUUCUCCAUCACCAUCAGCACCGGGUUCUGCGCUGCCUGCCAUGGCUGCCUAUUCAUCGCCUGCUUUGUCCUGGUCCUCACGCAGAGCUCCAUCUUCAGCCUCCUGGCCAUCGCCAUUGACCGCUACAUUGCCAUCCGCAUCCCCCUGCGGUACAAUGGCUUGGUGACUGGCACAAGGGCCAAGGGCAUCAUUGCUAUCUGCUGGGUGCUGUCGUUUGCCAUCGGCCUGACUCCUAUGCUUGGAUGGAACAACUGUGGUCAGCUGAAGGAGGGCAGAAACCACUCAGAGGGCUGUAGGGAGGGCCAGGUGGCCUGUCUCUUUGAGGACGUAGUGCCCAUGAACUACAUGGUGUAUUACAACUUCUUUGCUUGUGUACUGGUGCCCCUGCUCCUCAUGCUGGCCGUCUACUUGCGUAUCUUCUUGGCAGCUCGGCGCCAGCUGAAGCAGAUGGAGAGCCAGCCACUGCCAGGGGAGCGGGCUCGGUCCACACUGCAGAAGGAGGUCCAUGCUGCCAAGUCGCUGGCCAUCAUCGUGGGGCUCUUCGCCCUCUGCUGGCUGCCCCUGCACAUCGUCAACUGUUUCACCUUGUUCUGCUCCGAGUGCAGCCACGCCCCUCUCUGGCUCAUGUACCUGGGUAUCAUCCUCUCCCACACCAACUCAGUGGUAAAUCCCUUCAUCUAUGCCUACCGCAUCCGUGAGUUCCGCCAGACCUUCCGCAAGAUCAUCCGCAGCCACGUCCUGAGGCAGCGAGAACCCUUCAAGGCAGCUGGCACCAGUGCCCGAGCCUUGGCAGCUCAUGGCAGCGAUGGAGAACAGGUCAGCCUCCGCCUCAACGGCCACCCCCCCGGGGUGUGGGCCAAUGGCAGUGCUCCCCAUGCUGAGAGGAGGCCCAAUGGCUAUGCCCUGGGGCUGGUGAGUGGAGGGACUGCCCACAAGUCUCACGGGGACAUGGGUCUCUCUGAUGUGGAGCUCCUUAGCCAUGAGCUCAAGGGCAUGUGCCCAGAGACCCCCAGCCUAGAGGACCCCCUGGCCCAGGAUGGAGCAGGAGUAUCCUGAUGGUGUGUGGUGUUCACCUCUUCUGAAGUAAAGGAAAUAUUUAUCUUUCUGGUUGGCUGGACCAGUCCCAUUGGGAGAAGAUAAUUAGUGUGCCAGGAGACCCUGUGCGUAGCCAGUUCCCACUUUGGACUGAGAGGAGGGAGCCCUAGGCUGGAGCAGCAUGAGACCAGCAAGAUGGGCUGGGGGUCCAAGGAGGCAGACGUUUCAUGCUGUGAGUCCCUGUACCAGGCCAGGGCCACAGCACCUGCAGCAUCUUGGCUGGGCAGGGCCCAGUCCCCUAUUCAGAGCAUCUAGAAAUGCUGCCUGGUCUCCACAGAGCAGCUGUGGCACAGCAGAGUAGACUGGCCUAAGGCUGGGGAGUGACUCCCACAGGACCCCUGCCACAGACACAUCACCUCCCCUAGACUCCUGGGGUGGAGCUGCUGCUGGGCCCAGAGAAAAUCUAAAUGUAAGGAAACCCUUUUAUUUUAUUAUCUUUCCUUCCCUGGCUGCUGGGUCUGUUGCCAGUCUGCUGCUAACCUGGCAGAAGAGUCUCUGCCCAGGGAGUCCCAGAGCCAUCUCUUGGGGUGACAAAGCUGGGAUCAAGAACAGAGAGCUGUAACAAAGCGAUGCCAGAGCAGGGGCUCAGCCUCGGGGAGAGGUCAGGGCUGGCAGGUCGUGGGCCUGUGUGGGGUCAGCUCAGAGCCGCCCAGUUGGAGGCCCUGUCUAACUGCCUUUCCUUCUAAAGGGAAUGUGUCUUUCUGAGAUAAAAUAAAAAUGAGCCACAUUGUGUUUUAAGCUUGUCCAC
This is a messenger RNA of Otolemur garnettii (small-eared galago), 2292 nucleotides long. It is a transcript of the gene ADORA2A, whose product is annotated as adenosine A2a receptor. NCBI's taxonomy places the organism in Eukaryota, Metazoa, Chordata, Mammalia, Primates, Galagidae. The coding region runs from base 267 to 1505 and encodes 412 amino acids. Gene Ontology annotation, biological process: adenylate cyclase-activating G protein-coupled receptor signaling pathway; G protein-coupled adenosine receptor signaling pathway. The transcript is spliced from 3 exons. The record is from RefSeq and is a predicted model, not a curated record. Gene Ontology annotation, cellular component: membrane. Gene Ontology annotation, molecular function: G protein-coupled adenosine receptor activity.